Molecule: messenger RNA, 1791 nt
Organism: Herpailurus yagouaroundi (jaguarundi)
Lineage: Eukaryota; Metazoa; Chordata; Mammalia; Carnivora; Felidae
Gene: FNDC11
Product: fibronectin type III domain containing 11
Exons: 2
Coding region: 681-1682 (333 amino acids)
Molecular function (GO): protein binding
Source: RefSeq, a predicted model, not a curated record
GCUUCUGGAAGGCCCGGGAGGGUGUAGGUCUGGGCGCCCGGCCCCCGGCACAGAGCGGCCCCUUCCCCAGAACUCACCAGCAGCCCCGCGGCGCUUUUCCGACUGACAGCCUGGGAGGCAUCCCUGAACCGGUGGUGAGACCCAGGGGCCAACAGGACUCGGGCUGGGAUUGCUAGAGGCACGCUUCACUGCACCCCAGUACCUUUAUGGUGGUGCCCAGGGCCUGCACUCGUUUCUGCGCCCCCGGAAGGUGGCCUCUGGGGAGGGAGGCAGACUUGGGUCCCGACCUCACUGUCACUUAGCGGGUGUGGCCUUGGGCAGGUCACUCAACCUGUGAGCUGUCUUCAUAGUUCAUCCAACCCUUGGGACAACCUGAGGUCUCCCACGUGGUGCUGACCCAGCGGCUAUCUCACUGCCCUGGGGGUGGCCGGGACCCGGGACGCCAGCCAGAUUGCUGGCACCUUCUCCAAAGAGCCCCAGCUUGCAGGGCCAAUCCUUGUGUCCCGGUCCUGGAAGGACAGCUGCACCGGCCCCUCCACGGCCCCCCCCAGAGCUGGGAACCCAGGCAGGAGUAGCACAGGAGAAUCAGGCUCUGUAGUUGACGGCUGGGGUCAAACCCUGAACUGAGAGCAAACUCCGAAGCAUGUCAGCCUCAGGCGCCCCAUCUGUGAGAUGAGACAAUGAGCUUGCAGGUGACGGGCCUGGGCCUGAACAAGAUGAAGCUGGACAGUCCCCCGUCCUUCCUGGACCAGGAGGAGGCGAAGGAGGCUGACGAUCCACAGCUGCUGGAACCGGAGGCCUGGAGGACCUACAUGGAGCGCCGCACCGCCCUGCGCGGCUUCCUGACCUCCGACCUGAGCCCCCACCUGCUCCGGCGCCACCACGCCCGCACGGAGCUGCUCAAGAAAUGCUCCUACUACAUCGAGAUCCUCCCCAAGCACCUGGCCCUGGGCGACCAGAACCCGCUGGUGCUGCCCACCGCCAUGUUCCAGCUCAUCGACCCCUGGAAGUUUCAGCGCAUGAAGAAGGUGGGCGCGGCCCAGACCAAGAUCCAGCUCCUCCUGCUCACGGACCUGCUGGAGCAGCUGGACCGCGGCCGCGCCGAGCUGGGCGCUCUGCUGGGGUCACCCGACCCGCAGCCCUUCCUGGCGGGCUGGGGGCUGGUGGAGCGCAGGCUGGCGGACCUGGCGGCUGUCAUGGACAGCUUCCUGGCCAUGACGGUACCUGGGCGCCUGCACAUGAAGCACCGCCUGGUGUCCGACGUCGGUGCCACCAAGAUCCCGCACAUCCGGCUCAUGCUAAGCACCAAGAUGCCCGUCAUGUUCGACCGAAAGGAGUCGGUGGCCCACCAGGACUGGGUCAGCCUGCGGUGGUUUGCCACCAUCCAGCCGGUGGUGCCGGAGCAGUUUGAGCUCCGCUUCAAGCUGCUGGACCCGCGGACACAGCAGGAGUGCACGCAGUGUGGCAUCAUCCCCGUGGCCGCCUGCACCUUCGACAUCCACAACCUGAUGCCCAACCGCUCCUACAACUUCACCGUCAAGAGAGCUGACAGCUACACGCUGGUGUAUGAGCCCUGGCGGGACAGCCUCACGCUGCAGACCAGGCCGGGGCCCCCCAAAGGGCCCACCCCCAGUCGGCCGGGCAAGCCAGGCCCGCCCCUGACCACGCUUUCCGAAAGAUGAUUUUCUAAUAUUUAUCCACUAGUGAAGAGGAGUAUAAACACACACACACACACACACACACACACACACACAACAUUAAAGAAGCAAACCUGCUUACGUUUUAGAGGCA